UCUCUCCCUUGGUCUGUCUCUCUCUACUCAGUCGGUCAGUCUCUUCCACUCCUUAACUCCUCCAAACAUCCACCAACAUAAACCACCCCCUUUCUCUCUGGGAAGCGCCAUGAAAUUUAGGUGUAGGGUUUGAUUUAUUUAUUCAAAAACUACACAAAAAUGGCAUCUGUUUCUCUCUCUUCCUUACCUGAACUUGCCUUUCUCCGCCCGGACACCAAUCGCAAACUCCGAAUUUCUCUCUCUGGAUUCUCUGUCUCGAGAAUCAACUCUCACACCAAACUCGAUCUCUCGCUUCGGACCAGAACCAGAGCUGUCCAGAAAGAGGAAAUUGUGGUUGAGGAGAGACAGAGUGAGCUGAUCGGUGAAGUGAAUGGUGUUGAAUUGAGUGGGAAUGGUUAUAGUGGGACGGUUGAGAGGUAUACCAAUGGUAGUGUUGGUGUGGUGGAGAGUGAGAAUGGGGCGACCAAUGGAAGCUUAGUGAAGUACGUUAAUGGAAAUGGCGUUGCAUUGGGAAUUGAUGGUGGAGUUGUGGAAUCGAAGUCGGAGGAGGUUGGGAGGAAGAAAACUAUUGAAGAGAUUGGUCAAGAGGACGCUUGGUUUAAGAAACGUGGACAAGAUCAGGUUGAGGUCUCUGUUGCCCCUGGGGGUCGUUGGAGUAGAUUCAAAACUUAUUCGACAAUACAAAGGACUUUGGAAAUAUGGGGAUUUGUUCUCACUUUUAUCUUUAAGGUUUGGUUCAACAAUCAGAAAUUCUCUUACAAAGGUGGAAUGACGGAGGCGAAGAAAGUGCAGAGGCGGAAAGCCCUUGCCAAGUGGUUAAAGGAAAGUAUUUUGAGAUUAGGUCCUACGUUCAUCAAAAUUGGCCAGCAAUUCUCUACAAGGGUUGACAUUCUUGCUCAAGAAUAUGUUGAUCAGUUGUCGGAACUUCAGGACCAAGUACCACCAUUCCCAUCAGAUACUGCUGUAUCUAUAGUUGAAGAAGAGCUUGGAGCACCUUUGGAUGAUAUAUUUGAUCGGUUUGACUAUGAACCAAUAGCUGCUGCUAGUCUCGGUCAGGUCCACCGUGCAAAAUUGAAGGGGCAGGAAGUUGUUGUCAAAGUACAAAGGCCUGGUCUCAAGGGUCUUUUUGAUAUUGAUCUAAAAAACCUCAGGGUAAUAGCAGAAUAUCUUCAGAAGGUUGAUCCAAAGUCAGAUGGUGCAAAAAGGGAUUGGGUUGCUAUCUAUGAUGAGUGUGCAAGUGUCUUAUAUCAGGAGAUUGAUUAUACCAAGGAAGCCGCUAAUGCAGAACUGUUUGCUAGUAACUUCAAAGACAUGGAUUAUGUGAAGGUCCCAUCAAUAAAUUGGGAAUACACCACACCACAGGUUUUGACAAUGGAGUAUGUCCCAGGAAUAAAAAUAAACAGGAUACAAGCUUUAGAUCAGUUAGGUGUCGAUCGCCAAAGGUUGGGUCGCUAUGCUGUUGAAUCAUACCUGGAACAGAUUCUGUCUCAUGGUUUCUUCCAUGCUGACCCUCAUCCUGGAAAUAUAGCUGUGGAUGAUGUUAAUGGAGGAAGGCUGAUCUUCUAUGAUUUUGGAAUGAUGGGAAGUAUAAGUCCCAACAUCAGAGGGGGCUUGCUGGAAACAUUCUAUGGAGUUUAUGAGAAGGAUCCAGAUAGGGUUCUUCAAGCAAUGAUUCAAAUGGGUGUGCUUGUGCCCACUGGAGAUAUGACAGCUGUCAGACGAACGGCACAGUUCUUUCUUAAUAGCUUUGAAGAGCGCCUUGCAGCACAAAGGAAAGAGAGAGAGAUGGCAACGGCAGAACUUGGAUUUAAAAAGCCAUUGAGCAAGGACGAAAGAAUAGAGAAAAAGAAGCAGCGGUUAGCAGCAAUAGGGGAAGAUUUGUUGGCCAUUGCAGCAGAUCAACCCUUCCGGUUUCCUGCAACAUUCACCUUUGUUGUUAGAGCAUUUUCAGUGUUGGAUGGCAUUGGGAAGGGCCUUGACCCUCGAUUUGAUAUUACUGAGAUUGCUAAACCCUAUGCACUGGAAUUGCUGAGGUUUCGUGAAGCUGGUGUUGAAGUCAUCUUAAAGGAUUUCAGGAAGAGAUGGGACCGGCAGUCCCGUGCAUUCUACAACUUAUUUAGACAGGCUGAUAGAGUUGAAAAGCUCGCUGAAAUUAUCCAAAGAUUGGAGCAAGGUGAUUUGAAGCUUCGAGUUCGAACUUUGGAGUCUGAAAGGGCUUUCCAACGUGUUGCAACUGUUCAGAAAACAAUAGGCAGUGCAGUAGCAGCUGGAAGCCUAAUAAACCUAGCCACAAUUUUGUAUCUCAGUUCAAUUCAAGUGCCUGCUACGUUGGCGUACAUGUUCUGUGCAUAUUUUAGUUUUCAAGUUCUCAUUGGCAUUUUCAAGGUUAAAAAAUUUGAUCAACGCGAGAGGUUGAUAACGGGGACUGCUUAAAUUUAUGGGUGAAUGUUGUGAUUCAGCCAGUUAUUGGUGCAAGUCAAUAUUCCAACCAUAGGAAAAGCAGAAACGCUUGAGAAAUGCUUGAUGCAAAGUUCUUUUGAAGUCAAUAUCAAUCGAGUUUUCCAGCACAGGUUUUUUGGCGAAUAUUUAGACCGAAUAUCUGGGCACAUUAUUGUAGAGAAGGUAGGGACUUAUCAUGGCAAUCCAUCCACAAAGUUGGACAUGUAUUUAGGUCAGUCAAGAACCGUUUGUUCAAGUUCGAGCUCCCUACAAGAAUGUUCCUGACCGGGUUGGUCUCUUGAGGUUGUACUUUUGGUAAGCAGACCAUUAGUUACUGCUUUCAGGCUUAGUGAAGAUGUAUUUUAGUAAACAUACUACAGUUAUAUAAGGUGUUCCAACCGGCUUUGGUGAGAUAGACGGCCCCAUAAACUGUGUAUAGUAAACGUUAUAAAAAUUCUUUUUUUUUUUUUUUUUUGUCCCCGAUGGACUUUUUGGGAUUUGUUUAAUGAAAAUGAUUAUUUAGGUUA
This is a messenger RNA of Cornus florida, 2966 nucleotides long. Its product is annotated as protein ACTIVITY OF BC1 COMPLEX KINASE 8, chloroplastic. The transcript is spliced from 21 exons. Gene Ontology annotation, biological process: regulation of response to reactive oxygen species. The record is from RefSeq and is a predicted model, not a curated record. Lineage: Eukaryota; Viridiplantae; Streptophyta; Magnoliopsida; Cornales; Cornaceae. Bases 160 to 2433 code for a protein of 757 amino acids.